UGCAGCCGCCGCCGCGGGUACGGCCCCCGCCCCGCCCGCGGGGGCGGCCCGCGCCGCGGCCCCUCCUCGGGGCAGGCCGGCUGCAUGGGCAGGAGCUGCGGGCAUCGCGGGCGCCGCGCUCGCCGCUCCUGGGCGCCAGUUUAGAUUACUGCUGAUUUGAUCCUCUGGAAUCUGCGAAAGGAAAGUUUGCCAGCCUCUCUGAAUAGCUUUGCAGAGUAACAGGAGUGGAGUUCCCGAGCAGAAUCGCUGAGAGAUAUGUGAACGAGUGUGAGCAAGGCUGAGGACAUCGGUAUUUCUGCCUCAAACCUGGGCUCAUUCCCCAGGCACAGUGUCUGUGUGUGGGGUGAAUACCCUUGUGGCACCUGGAGAUGAUGUCGGUUGAAGGGUCUACGAUAACAAGUCGGAUCAAAAAUCUACUUCGCUCCCCUUCCAUUAAGCUGAGGAGAAGCAAGCCUGGGAACAAGCGAGAGGAUAUAGGCAGCAAGGUGACUUUGGAGAAAGUGUUGGGCAUAACUGUGUCGGGAGGAAGAGGAUUAGCCUGCGACCCCAGAACUGGCCUCGUUGCUUAUCCAGCAGGGUGUGUUGUUGUGCUGUUCAACCCUAGGAAAAAUAAGCAACACCAUAUUCUAAACAGUUCCAGGAAAACAAUUACAGCACUUGCUUUCUCUCCAGAUGGCAAAUAUUUGGUUACAGGAGAGAGUGGACACAUGCCAGCAGUUCGGGUAUGGGAUGUGGCUGAGCGAACCCAGGUGGCAGAGCUCCAGGAACACAAGUACGGUGUGGCCUGUGUGGCUUUCUCCCCCAGCUCCAAGUACAUUGUUUCAGUGGGGUACCAGCAUGAUAUGAUUGUCAAUGUGUGGUCAUGGAAGAAAAACAUCGUAGUGGCAGCCAACAAAGUCUCAAGUAAAGUGACAGCUGUGUCAUUCUCAGAGGACUGCAGUUACUUUGUCACUGCUGGAAAUCGACAUAUCAAGUUCUGGUACCUGGAUGACAGCAAGACCUCCAAGGUCAAUGCCACAGUCCCCUUGCUAGGUCGCUCAGGAUUGCUUGGAGAACUGAGGAACAACUUCUUUGCAGACGUGGCUUGUGGAAGGGGCAAAAAAGCUGAAAGCACCUUCUGUAUCACAUCCUCAGGCUUGCUCUGUGAAUUCAAUGAAAAAAGGCUGCUAGACAAGUGGGUGGAGCUGAGGAAUACAGACAGCUUCACAACCACUGUGGCAAACUGCAUCUCUGUGAAUCAUGACUACAUCUUCUGUGGCUGCGCUGAUGGCACCGUGCGGAUUUUUAACCCUCUGAACCUUCACUUUGUCACCACGCUGCCGAAGCCACACUUUCUGGGAACAGACAUCGCGAGUGUGACUGAGGCCAGCCGUCUUUUCUCUGGUAUGGCUGAUGCGAAGUAUCCAGACACGAUUGCCUUGACAUUUGACCCCACCAACCAGUGGCUUUCCUGUGUAUACAACGACCACAGCCUGUAUGUGUGGGAUGUCAAAGACCCGAAGAAAGUGGGCAAGGUGUACUCUGCUUUGUACCACUCUUCCUGUGUGUGGAACAUUGAGAUGUAUCCAGAGGUGAAGGACAACAACCAGCCAUGCCUCCCUCCUGGCUCUUUCAUCACCUGCUCCUCUGACAACACCAUUCGUCUGUGGAACACUGAAAGCUCCAACAUCCACGGCACAGCCCUGCACCGCAAUAUCCUCAGCAAUGACUUGAUGAAAAUCAUCUAUGUAGAUGACAACACUCAGGUACUUCUGGACACUGAUUACAACUCAGCAGGAAGUGCAGAGAAAGCUGAUGCACAAGUGAUGGAUACGAAGGUGGGGAUACGCACUGUCUGUGUGAGUCCCAGUGGGGAGCACCUGGCCUCAGGAGACAGGAUAGGCACUCUCAGGAUAUAUGAGUUGCAGUCUCUGAAAGAAAUGCUGAAAGUGGAAGCCCAUGACUCCGAGAUCCUGUGUCUGGAAUACUCCAAACCCGACACAGGUUUAAAGCUCUUAGCCUCAGCCAGUCGGGAUAGACUGAUUCAUGUCUUGGAUGCUGGGAAGGACUAUAGCCUGCAGCAGACCCUGGAUGAACAUUCUUCUUCCAUCACUGCAGUGAAGUUUGCAGCCAAUGAUGGGAAAGUGCGAAUGAUAAGCUGUGGGGCAGACAAGAGCAUCUAUUUCCGCACUGCGCAGAAGACAGGAGAAGGGGUUCAGUUUACCCGAACACAUCACAUUGUUAGGAAGACCACUCUCUAUGACAUGGACGUGGACCCCAGCUGGAAAUAUGCAGCUAUUGGAUGCCAGGAUCGUAACAUCAGGGUUUUCAACAUAAGCAGUGGGAAGCAGAAGAAGCUUUACAAGGGAUCCCAAGGUGAAGAUGGCACUCUUAUCAAAGUGCAAACGGAUCCCUCUGGUCUUUAUAUUGCAACCAGUUGUUCUGACAAGAACCUGUCUAUCUUUGAUUUCUAUUCUGGCGAGUGUGUUGCAACCAUGUAUGGACAUUCAGAGAUUGUAACCGGGAUGAAAUUCAGUAAUGACUGCAAACAUCUGAUCUCUGUUUCUGGUGACAGCUGCAUCUUCAUCUGGCGUCUGAGCUCAGAGAUGACCAUCAACAUGCGGCAGCGACUGUCUGACAUGAAACAGAGAGGGAAGCAGGCAGAGAAGUCUCCUCCUCACAAGGCAGCUGGACUCAUGAGGCACGAGUCCAUCUCUGCCCUGUCCUCUGUGCCUGCACUCUCAUCAGACAGUGACAAGGAUGGUGAAGAUGAAGGGAAUGAUGAAGAUGAGUUACGUGGGCUGCAGUCUUUCCAUAUUCAAUCCAACUGCAACACUGAGAGAGACUCAGAUCCAGACCUUACCCUCUCAAGAAGCCUUUCCCAUUGGGAAAUGAGGAGGGCCAAAGAGAUAGCGGCAAUCCAGCGCUCAGAGGCUCCAAUGAGUAAGAUGCCCCGACAACGUGGGCGCUGGUCCCAACCAACCAGCAACAUAGAGAUGACCGUGAAAUCCAUGCUUGACUUGCGUCAGUUGGAGUCCUUCUCUGUUUCCCGUUCUCCAAGUCGAGACUCGCUGUCUCAAAACAGCAAUGGGGAUGACAGAGAAGAGCAUGCUGACCUUCCUGUGCACAUCAACAAAGUUAGCAGCUCAAUACCUACCCAAGAUAACGGGUCUUGUGUACGACCCCAAGUGAUUCGGCUUGUGUCUUGUGAAGAGGGGAUUUUCUCUCAGGAGCUGGAACCUUCAGAGAGUGAGGAAUGUGUAAUCUACCCUGAGCAAGAUGAAAUCCAUCCCACAGACUCUAGCAGUGAGUUCCAGGUAAAAGCAUUGCCCCAUGGAAAGCUAUGUAGAGGUUAUCACAGUAAUGGAUGCCCAGACAAGCACAGUCCAGACAGUGCUUGCUCUGUAGAUUACAGCAGCAGUCGUCUGUCCAGCCCAGACCAUCCAAAUGAAGAUUCUGAAAGCACUGAGCCCUUAAGUGUAGAUGGCGUUUCAGACCUGGAGGGAGAAGAAGGAGAGGAGGAUGUGGGUGCUAGCAUGCCAGAGGGAGAAAUUCCCCAGAUACCUGAUCAGGAAAAGUUCCUCAAGGAGCAUUUUGGGACCCUGAGCAACACUGAUGGAAAAGGUGGCUCAUGUAGGAAUCUGGAAAGAACUGAAAACCUCAGCAUUUCCUCUCGCUUUCUUUCCCAGUCCCCGGCUCUCAGACGAUUGUCGCUCUCUUCCUCAAAUCUUGUACUGGAUUCAAAGCCCAUUGAGCUGACAACCCAGACCAAUCCGUUUACACCAGACCUAUUGAAAAGUGCCAGCAGCCACCCUGAUGAUGCACUGGAGAACAGCCAGCUUCUGGAGCGUGUAAAUUCAAAUCGCGAUAUUUAUGUGCAGAAAAGACGCAGAUCGGCUUUGGAGGCCAGCAGAGUUGGUAUGGCUCCGGGGCGAGUUAUUGCCUCCUUUCCAGAAGGUCCUGUGAAUGCAGUGAUGAGAAAGGCGCAGUCAGUUCAUGACCUUGUGCAUGAGGAUAAGGGUCCUGGAGUGAUAUCCUCUGCCAAGCAGCGUCCUCAGACUCUUUUGGUGGUUGAGAAGGAUCCCAGACCUAACAAUUGCAGGGUGUUAUCAGCCAGUGUGUUGAAGAUGGAUGGAUCUGGUGCUCUGCUGGCCAAAGAUGUCAGGGCUGCAAAACCAAAGUCCUACAUGAACCCCACAACCAGCUUCCGGGCUAAGAUGUCAAGGAGCAUAUCUGUAGGGGAAAAUCUGUACCUUGGUUCCUCCACUGAAAUGUUGACUGAUGGGAGGACUAGCCCUCCAGUGACAGAGAAGACUCAAGUUAGUUCUGCAGCAGACGCUGAGAAGAUUAAGCUACCAGUGAAAGAAAAUGUUCCAGUGAAACCCACACUUCAGCCAGUUGUAAACUGCUCAUCUCCCAAGUCCUUCCACAGCAAGUUGGCAUCAUCAAACCGAGCACAUCUGAUUCUUGACAUUCCCAAGCCGUUGCCUGAUAGACCCACAUUGGCCUCCUUCUCACCCACUACCAAAACAAAAACCCUGCUUGAGCCACAGUCUCCACAGUCACCAGCUGGGGCCUCUAAAAAGAAACCUUCUUUUCCUGAGGUCCGAGCCUCCAAGAGGGAGAACCAAACUGCUGGGUCUCUGGUUCCUAGUAGAGAGAUCCCAACAGGGCUUGCUAAGGAGAGCCCAGUGGAUUGUUCAGUCUCAAGGACAGAUUGCCAGGAUGAACCAGGGGUCAGUAAUCUAAAACUGAGAGAGUUGUCAGAGGGCCUGCACCUAAGGUCUCCUGAGGGCACACUGCCCAGGUGCAGGGAGAGGAUCACCGGCAUCGCCUGUGUGCUAGACAACCAACCUGGACUUUGCCCACUAGACUCCAUCAGGCCGAGGUCUCCUACGUCUAUAACUGCCUUGGCACAGGUCUCAGGUGUGCAUGGAUACCCGUAUCUUAUCUUCCCCCUUCUGUCUCCUGUCUUUGUGAACCGCCUCACGAUCCCAUCACAUUUCUUUACGUCCAGCUUCUGGCCUGUCUCGUCCUGUCUGCACCUGUCUCGUUCCAUAAGCCAUCCCCUCAAUGAAUCGGGCAUCAGCAUAGAGCAGUGUGAGCACGUGGUAUCCGAGCUCCAGGACAGCAUGCGCAAGGCCAUUCACCUUUACCGGAUGGUCUUAAACAAUACAGAAUCUUCUACUGACAAAGAUAAAAUAGCAGGCCUCCUGACAGAAACAUUCUCCUCAAUGAAGAAAGAACUGGACUCUCUGAAAGAUGAGGAAGAGCUUCCAAAGGUUGAGGAGGUACUGGCAAAGCCACAAGAUAACACUAACCCAUUGAAUGAGGGGUGUGGUGCCAAUCUACCGAGUCCCAAGGGUUUGGGAGAUGAGCAGACACUAGCUUUGCUGGAACAGUACUCGGAGCUAUUGCUACAAGCUGUGGAACGACGCAUGGACAAAAAGCUCUAGAAUGGGUGGCUUUCAGGUGUUUGUGUGUACACAGAAAUAAUCCCAAGAAGAGGACCACAGAGAGAGCUUCAGACCAAUGCUAUCAUCACACUGGUCUAGGGCUGAUGGGGACACCGUUGUAAAUGGAUUUCCUCAGGCUCCUACAACAGACUUGCUCCAAUUCUUAGCAAUGUGCUGGCCACAGUUUUAAUAUUUUUCUUCAACUUCCUGUCUCUAAACGAAGUCUUGAAAGAGGAGUUUGGAGAAAUUGCCUUGAAGUUUCUUCAUAGCCAGUCAGGAUGUUUGGCACUUAAAAAAACAAAACAAAGAAAUUCCAGUUUAUCCAAGAAAUUCUGAACUGCUGACUAGAAGCAAAGGAGUCCAAGUGAAGCCAAUCCUUUCCUCUCCAAGGCUUCAGGAGAAUCAAGAAGCAGACUUUUUCUGGGUUUAUUUAUUAAUUUAUUUCUCUGACUGUUCCUCUGUGCCAUGUUUGUGGCUUUUAUCUUUGUCCUUUAAAAGAACUGUCAAUCCCUUUGCCAUAUCCCAGCGAGAAACAAUCUCUGUAUUAUAAACCUCCAACAGGGAGACAGGCUGGAGUGUCUGUGCAAUUAAUGAACUGUUCUCUGCUUAAAUCUUGUCUUGCUGUUCUUUCUUUUCCUGCCUUAGUUUUGUUACCUGCAGUAAUCCUGCUGUUGUUUGAUGACUCUGUCUGCUUUUCUUGUGUUUCAAGACAGUCCCCACACUGUAUUUUAUCUGCAUUCACUUCCAGGGGAAUGCUCUGCAUCCCUUGGACCAUGCUUUGGAGAUUACUUUAUGAAUUCGUUAGUGGUAUUUUUUAUCCAGAGUUUGAUGUUAUAUUGAUACUUCAGACCAGGUUUUCUGCAGAUAUUUUAAAGAUGAGAUUUAGAUACAAUACAAAAGCCUGUUUCAGCCACUUUUCAUAAUUAGGAAUUGGAUAUUGACUUUGUCGUCAUGACUAGGAAAUUUGGGGUGAUGAUUAAUUUGUUGAGAAGUGACACAGAAAAACUUGUUUCCAUCUCUUGCAGUGUAACUCUGGAUCUGAGAGAUCUUCAGUGUCAUGACUCAUCAGUGUAAUUUGUUUCAGUGUGAUAGGAAGAUAUUUUCUUCACAGAAUAUUUACAUCUCAAGAAAGUUGGGAUUCUUUUACCUUUUGUAAAGCUAUUUCAACUCCCCACGGAAAAUGAUUUCCCAAGAACUUCAAACAAGAUAUUUAGGGGUGUGAUUACUACCAUUACCCCUACCUCCAGCCUCUUUGCUUUUCAUGAACUUCUGAUCUGAGAAACAGAAAAUCUUGUCUUCUUGCAUUUGUAUGUGCAAUAUUCUUCUUGCCCUGUGGAGCUUCUCUAAGCCCAUGCUAACUUGUGUUUGUUGUGGCUUAAAACUGUCCAGUGAUGUUUUCAGGUCAAUAAUAAGCUAAGAAAAAAAAAAUUUUAAACCAAUGAAAUUCUUCAGCACCUUCCCCCUUACUCCCACUCCUUUCAAAAACAAGGGCAGAUACACAAAAUGUUUUAUUUCUUCCAUCUGCUGUCUGUCUUGCAUUUAUUUUAAGGCAGAGCAGUGUAAUUCCAGUUUAUAAAACUAAUGCAAGGAACAAGCCUUUGGUGAGAGAGAGACUACCAUCAUUUGUGGAAGUCAGUCAAAGGCAGCCAGACUGCAUCACUUGGUUACAUAGGUUACAUAGGUUGGAAAAAUUUUCUUUCAUUUUACUAUCCUGGCUGUUGUUUCUCUGAAGCCCUGUGACACUUGGAGAUGUGGUCUGUUGACUUCUCUGUCUGUGACUGCACAUCUGCAGUGCAGCCUUUUUUCUACUGGGCUGGCCAGACUAUUGUAGGAUGACCUAUUUCUUCCAAAUAACUCUAGGGCUGAAUAAUCUGCAGUUCUCUCUCUCCCCCUAAUAGGUUUGCUGCCUUAUCACCACUGCUGAGUGCUUCAGGACAUGGGAGUAUGGGGAACACUUUGAGAGCUUUCCAACUACUUCUGCCUGUAAUUUAAAUCUGCCUAAUCAUGUUUCAGGUGUCCUUGCUAACCUUCCUUCCAUGGGCUUGUACUGAAACUUUAAAAUUUUCUAGUUCUGUCUCUGCACUGCACUGUGCUGAAUCAGCUGGUGUGCUUGGUCCCAUGGGCAGCUUCUCUUGCACAGACAGGUUUUGCGAAGGAAGGCAAGUUGAAAACCAGAGAGGAAAUAUCUGGCGGUUUCUUUGAGUGAAAAGGUCUGCUGGAGAGGCCGCAAGUGGAAUGUAUGAUGACAGUCAUAUUGGGUCUGUGAUGGGAGUUAGUGUGGAUCAAGCUUGCUUUCGAGGUGACCAGUUCCUCCACUUUCAGACUGUGAACAUAUGUCUUAGUAUACAGGAAAUUUCUUGAUGUACUGGGGCAAUAAGACACUCAGGAAAAAUAGCAGUCCCUUCAAUCCAAGUAUCUUUUGGUACUGUUGAUAACGGUUUGAGGGUUCUUUAUAUGACUUCCUUGUGCAAUUUUAUUCCAUUUUAUUAUUUAAACUUUGAGGUAGUGACAAAAAAGUCAGAGAUGGUACAGGAGAGCCAGUGGUGAGAAUGAAAUUCCCAUUAAGAUAAAGAGCAACAACUAGUAAAGCUGGCAUAGAGAUAUAGAACAAAGCUCCUUGGAAAUGAGUCAUGUGAAACAAAUCUAGCUUCUAAGCUGAUCACAGUGGAAUGGAUUUUGCUCAGGGUCAUGGCUGUAUACAGGAAACCAGAGGUAAAAUCUGAUCAGAAUGAUGGUAAGAGAAGUGUCAGGCAAGUAGAUCAGCUGGAGAAUAGUUGUGUAGUUUAAAAUAAAUUUAGAGAAGUAUAUGUAGGAGACUCGGGAAAACAGAGUAGAAGUAGAGGUAGUUUUGGCCUGAAGAACACCAUUUGGCCAAUACCCGUGAAAGGUAGAGUACUGAAAAGCUUUAGGAAAGUAGAUUUAGGACUUGGAGAUGAUGGUCUGUAAUUGAAGAAUGAAUUGGAAGGGUUUGUUUUUAAAUACGUCCUAUUGGGCCUCUUGUUUCUUCUCUUGCUGUUCCCUAAGCAAGUGCUCUUUUCUCAAAUGGCAAAGUCGUGAGCUGUUUGUUUAAGGCUUUGGUGUUAUGAAUUGAGUAGUAGAAGCCCAGUAAAGGAGAUGCUGGUGCCAUGAGUUUGUUGCUGAGAGGGAUGAGGAAGCAGUGUUGCUCUUUAUAAUUUGACACUGAUCCAACUGAUUCUUCCCUACGAACUUCCUAUUGCUGGCAGUAGGAAAUAUUCCUAAACAUUCUAGUUUACAGAACAGAGAGGGUGUAAAUGUGUUACAUUUUGUUGCACCUUGUGAGUAUGUUUCAUCACAGGCUGUCCAUUGGGUCAGGUAGAGAAAUACUGAAUGGUAACUGCAUGGGAAGCGAAGAGGCUUGUCAGAGGAGCUAAUAAAUGUGAGUCUAUCCUUCUUAAUGGUUUAUGAUCCUCUUACUGAUUUGCGUGGGUAUUAGCACAGACACAAGAUACCUGUGUUAAGACAAGUUAUUUGUUUAACAUAAAGCCUGUAAAAAUAAUUUGGACUUACCUAUCCUCUUUGCAUACAUUUUUUCCCCCUCCAACCUAACAUUCCCGGUCAAAGUGAGAAGUUGUAGAGGAGGUUUUUCCAUCUUAGAAAUAGUACUGCUUUACCUGUGGGACCUCUCAGUUCAUUCUAGGGCUCUCUUGAACUGGGACAGUAGGAAGGGCUGCAACCUGAUAGAGCAGCAAACUCUCUGUUUCAUGCUGCAGGCGCGUCACACCCUCCUCCCCAUACCCCAGUUGCACCCAGGAGCUGUGGGUAUGGGAGUCUGCAUUUCUUCCACCUCCUCUCUCAGGUUGUCCUCUCCUUUCCAUGCAGCCUCCCACAUGAUAACUGGGCCAAGGCUUUACAGCAGCCCCCUCCCCAGUCCCCCGUUUUGCAGACUUCAUCAUGACUCAGAGGGAUUGGGAUGUUUCUUUCUGGGAGUAGAAACAUACCAAUUAAAUUUUUUAAAAAGAACGAAUAUGUAUAUAAAUAUAUAUAAGAAAAAAAAUGAAAUGCAGGUAUUUAAACGCCCUUGGUAAAUUCAUGCAUGUAUACAGUGUCUCCCCCCACCUCCACCCCUUUGGAUGUGUAGCAUCCAGGAUACUAAAUGACAAGAAACCUCAUUAAAAUGGUAGACAGGUCUUCUAGCAAACCCGGAGAGAACAGGUGCUUCCUUCUCUGGGUAAGUCCAGCGCGUCCCGUGUUUCAGAUCGUGUGUGCGAGUAGGCGGGGGCGGCUGGAGCUGUGUUGGUGUGUGUACCCUGCUGCGCGGCGCGGCGGAAGCCGUGCGGGGCAGCAGCGUAAGGAACAAGCCAUGUGCACCCCGUGUGCCUCGCACCAGGCAGGCACCUCCUCACCUGUGUUCUCCGACACUGCCCUUUUCCUUCACCCCUGUAAAAAACCAAGACAAACAAACAAACAAACAAACAGAAGUUCCCUCAUGCUUUAUUUAUAAAUGUGUGUUUUUAUACUUUUGGCUUUAGGUAAAGUACUUUUUUAUUAUUAUUUGGAAAAAAAUAAAAAUUCGUUUGUUGGGUUAUUUUGUUUUUGGUUUUGCUUUGUUUGUUUUUGUUUGUUUUUUUUUUUUUUCUUUUCUUGCACUGUGAGGCUCCCCCGGGAGCAGUUUUUAACUCUGUAUUCAUUUGUACUCCGUGUCUUAAACUGUUUCAAAUAAACACGUGACCAUUUGUUACCGA
Pseudopipra pipra is the source of this 10138-nucleotide messenger RNA. It is a transcript of the gene MAPKBP1, whose product is annotated as mitogen-activated protein kinase binding protein 1. Bases 369 to 5435 code for a protein of 1688 amino acids. Gene Ontology annotation, biological process: negative regulation of canonical NF-kappaB signal transduction; positive regulation of JNK cascade. Gene Ontology annotation, cellular component: cytoplasm. Gene Ontology annotation, molecular function: protein binding. The transcript has 32 exons. The record is from RefSeq and is a predicted model, not a curated record. Lineage: Eukaryota; Metazoa; Chordata; Aves; Passeriformes; Pipridae.